UAAUCGUAGUUCCACAGUUAGCAAAAAGUUCUACAAACUAAUUUAAAUCCACAGAGACCCCAAUUGAUUGAUUGUAUGAUUUCUCUGGAUAAAUUUAUAUUUGAAUAAAGAAGAAACAAUCAUUGUCAUCAAAUCUCUGGAUUUCUCUCUAUUCUAUAUCGAUAGAUCGAGGCGGUGACUCGCAUGUGGUAGUUUUGGAUCAGUGGUUUUUUUUUUAUAGAAUGGAGAAAGUUUCAUCGCCGUCUUCUUCUUCUUCUUCACGGAGGUCUGCUUAUCUUGAAGCUCUUACUCAGGAGAUUAAGAAGAAACUUACUCGGGCUGUUGUCUCUCCAGCACAAACACGCAACUUGUUACAGGACUUAUUUGCUGAUAUAGCUCUCGAAGUUGACGAACGAGCUAAAGAUGUGAUUCUUAGCAAAGAAGAAGAUUUGAUUUCUUCCGAUGAAGCAGAUGCUGAUGGUCCGUUAUGUUUUUUCGACGUGCUUGCUGAUUAUUAUGUGAAAGUCUCUGAGAGGGGCAAAGAUAUACUUGAUUUGAUGGUGCAGCUCUGGAGCCAGUCUUUUGCAUCACAUAUAUUCUCUCUACUGUUUCAUAAAUGGCUGUUUGAGGUUGAGCUUGACAAUAAAGAAAUACUCCUGCGAUAUUCUUCGGCUCUGGUUCAGGGAGCAACAAAUGUCUUCUGGAUAGACAUCCAGACAAAUACGAGGCGCUUCCAAAGUCUCUUUCGGUAUCUUCUUGAGGAAGUUGCAUUGGAACCGAUCCGAUUGAAAAAAAUUCCCAUUCAGGCUCAGAGGGAGCUUUAUCUCUUGCUCUCAAGGUUCAUUUUCUUUUACAAUUCAGUGGAUAAACUCGAUAGCUUCUUAAGCAACUUUCCAGAGUUUCCAAAUGCUUUCUUGAUAGGAGGACCGGGAGAUUUCCUUGUUAUCGAACUUACUGAUCAGCUGCAAAAACUGAAGGUGGAACCGGUGCUGCUACAUUAUCUUUCUCAGAUGAAGAUUCUUCAAGGUAUGGAACUGAGAAUGACCACUAGCACGAGGUUAAAGGCAUGUUUAUAUAGUUUUACAUCUCCUGGAGGUCCAAUGUACCCGACAAGAGCUGUCCGUCAUGCAGCCUGGGAUUCUUUGGAUUCCCUCUUUCCCGUCGGGCGUUACCCGAGGCAUCUCAUUAGUCUAUUUUUCAGGCUCCUAUAUCCGUGGUACUGGCCAUCCUCGUGUUGGAAUUUUGUGGUUUCUUGCAUUAAGGCGGUACUAUAUUCUAUCGUAAGGCUCAUCUUUUCACGGCGAGAAAAGCCAAGGCAGAGCUAAAUAGCUUUUACGUUUGAUGAAGCUUACAGCAUGAAUCCAAUCCUUGUGUAUAUACAGUAAUGUGGUUUUGGUCACAGAGGCAAACCAGAGAGCCUUAACUUCAUCCGUAUUGCUUCCUAUGGAGAAGAUAGAAUCCGUUUUGUGAAAUAUCCUAUGGAAUACCUUUUGACGUGUUUUGUUGUCAUUGUUAAAAUUGUUAUUUUGCUAUAGAGGAUGAUGUAUUGUGUGACCAAAUCCACUUUUUGUAGAAGAACCGAUGUUUCAUCCCUUCUUUUGUUCUUCCAUUAGAAAAUUUCACUAUCCAUGGAGUCA
Molecule: messenger RNA, 1616 nt
Organism: Camelina sativa (false flax)
Lineage: Eukaryota; Viridiplantae; Streptophyta; Magnoliopsida; Brassicales; Brassicaceae
Source: RefSeq, a predicted model, not a curated record